This is a messenger RNA of Aspergillus luchuensis, 1797 nucleotides long. RefSeq names its product BCS1 and AAA domain-containing protein. The record is from RefSeq and is a predicted model, not a curated record. The coding region runs from base 1 to 1797 and encodes 598 amino acids. NCBI's taxonomy places the organism in Eukaryota, Fungi, Ascomycota, Eurotiomycetes, Eurotiales, Aspergillaceae. The transcript has a single exon. Gene Ontology annotation, cellular component: mitochondrial inner membrane. Gene Ontology annotation, molecular function: ATP binding; ATP hydrolysis activity. Gene Ontology annotation, biological process: protein insertion into mitochondrial inner membrane from matrix; mitochondrial respiratory chain complex III assembly.
AUGGCUUCAAGCGCCUUUCUCAGCAACACCAUCAACAACACUCCAAUCAUGAACGCAACAUCUUCCUCACAGUAUAUGAAUCCUUCCGACAGCGCGAUGCUGGAUAUGUUCAUUCCGGGGUACUCCUUCAUAUCCCGGUUUCUAAUAUCAUAUUUACACAUCGACCUCUCCCAAUAUAUUCCCAUGAUUUUGACGGCUGUGGCUUUUGUUGCUUCACUGCGAUAUGUGUUCUUCCGCUCACAUGAGCUGCUAACCAAUUAUUGUGUCUCAACUGCUGAGAUCCGCCUCGAGGAUGAAGUGUACAACUACCUGAUGUUCUGGAUGGCACAACACCCUUCUACGAAAAAGUCCACUCAAUUCGUAGCCAGCACCAAGAUCUCCAGCGGCGCACGAUACUACGACUCUGACGACGAGGGUGACGGGGAUGACGAAGAUGAAUACGACGAGAACGGCAAUGUCGUCUCCGACUUUGACGACUACUGGGCCAAGACCGUCGCACGAGACAAGUUCAAGCGCCUCCGCUUUACCCCAGCCGAAGGAAGCCAUUACUUCUGGUUCCGUGGUCGCCUUCUUACCUUCACUCGUGCGAAAGAGGAAAACAACAACACCAUCUCCUACAUGCGAUACGUGCCUGAGCGACUAUUCAUCUCAUGUUUCGGUCGUGACCCCACUAUCCUGAAGGAACUCCUGGCCGAAGCCCAAAGGGCAUGGGUAGCCAGAGAUGGAAACAGCACAGUUAUUUACCGCGGCCAGAAGAAUGGCGGAUACACUGACUGGGUACGCUGCAUGGCACGCCACCCCAGGCCUCUCUCCACUGUCGUGCUAGACCAGGACCAAAAGCAGUCUUUCAUCAAAGACAUCAAGGAAUACCUCCACCCCCGCACGAGGAGAUGGUACUCCAACAGAGGUAUCCCCUACCGUCGGGGGUACCUCCUCCACGGCCCUCCCGGAACCGGAAAGACCAGUCUCUGCUUUGCAGCAUCAGGACUUCUCGGCCUCCCGCUAUACCUGCUGAACCUGAGCUCCAAGAGCUUGGACGAAGACGACUUGAUGUCUCUAUUCCAAGACCUCCCUCGCCGCUGCAUCGUCCUCCUGGAAGAUAUUGACUGCGCUGGAAUGACCUCCAAGCGCGCGGCCAACAGCACCCAAGACGACAAGAACAAGAACGACCCCAACAACGCCAAUCCUGCCGCUGCGCCCAACACUGCUGCCAACACUCCCGCUGGCUCGUCCACAGACAAGAAGCCCUCCGAGGAGACCCCCGAUAACAAGGGGAUCACCCUCUCCGGCCUACUGAACGUAAUCGAUGGCGUCGCCGCAAGCGAAGGCCGCAUCCUCAUCAUGACUACGAACCAUCCAGAGAAGCUUGAUGCCGCGCUUCUCCGUCCCGGCCGCGUGGACAUGACCAUCACGUUUGGGUAUGCUCACUCCCAAGACAUCCGGGAAUUGUUCUCGUCCAUUUAUUCCACGCUUGAGGGUGAUUUGCGCUCUGUAUCUCCAAACAGGAGGAAGAACGCUAUUACUAGCCACGACGGCAAAGCCAAUGGAGUUAAGAAGACGAAUAUUGGUGAUGGAAUGGAAGAAAGGCCUCCUGUAUCGGACAAGAUUGUCCGGUUGGCGAAGGAUUUCGCAGCUGGUACUCCGGCUGGGGAGUUCACUGCUGCGGAGGUGCAAGGGUAUCUGUUGAAUUAUAAGGAUGAUCCGGAGGCUGCGAUUGCUGGGAUUGGGGGGUGGUUGGAGCGGACGGAGAAGACAAGGAAGGAGAGGAAGGAGAAGGCUGAGGAGGGGAAGGUAUAG